Molecule: messenger RNA, 1787 nt
Organism: Daktulosphaira vitifoliae (grape phylloxera)
Lineage: Eukaryota; Metazoa; Arthropoda; Insecta; Hemiptera; Phylloxeridae
Exons: 8
Coding region: 138-1664 (508 amino acids)
Source: RefSeq, a predicted model, not a curated record
AAUAACCCUACUCCUACUACUAAACGCAAAUAAAUUAAUUUUGUUCAUCUACACAAGUGUACGCAGUUGAAAUUAUUGCUAGUUUCUUUAUUUUGGUAUGAAAAAAGAGAAUUUAUUAAUAUUGAAAUAAAAAUUGUAUGAAAAUAAUUUUUUUUGUAUUAAAAAAUCGAUUCAUAAACUUUUUGAAAAUGAAAAUCUCAAUAAUACUAAAUAUUCAAGUGUACUUUUGUAUAUUUAUCACUCUUUUGAAUACUGAAGGAACACCUAAUAAAAGAGCACACGUCGAUAUAAUAACGAAGUUACUACAUCAACCCGGAUGGAAAAAUAUAAAUGAUGUCGAAUAUAUUGUUUACAGGCGCAAUGUGUAUACAUUGAACGAUGUGAUUAAUAAACCUGUAACAUUAAAUAACUGUGACAAUAUUAUACGUAAUGCUACAAAAUUCCUUGGAUGUUCUUUUGGUAAUGAUUUACAUACAAUAUUCUAUAUAUUUUACAAUUAUCAAGAAUAUUGUUUCAUGCUACUUAAUUCCGGUAAAAUUAGUGCACACAACUGUAUAGUCAAAAUUUUAGAAAAAAUGAUUGAAUUUGUAACGUUAACAAAAUAUAUGAAAGGAGCAUUAUAUGCUAUAGAAAAAUAUCACAAAAACCCUUUGAACACCCUAAAAAAAACUCGGUUUCCUUUAAGUGAAGUUCUUACAAAUUUACAGAAAAAUGAAUCGUUAAAGAAAUUGAUUUCUUUGGAAAACAAUAAGGAGUCGAUUAAAACUGCGUUAUUAACUAUCACGAAUAUUUUACAAAAUAGCGAUUUAGAACUCAAAAAAGAUUUAUCAUUAUGUAAAAUAAAACAAAUAGAUUUGAGUUCUUUGUGGAAUUCUUGGAUAAAUGAAUUUAUAACAUUAAACAGUCAAAGAAAAGACGAAGAACUUAUCAUUUUUCUAAGUGAUAAAAUGAGAAAUUUAUUCCAAAGGAUAAUCUGGAAUAAGUAUGUUACACUUGGAUUUAAAUUUGAUUCGAACACAUGUGAAACAUUUUUACCUGCCCUAUCUCCAACGAAUAACAAGCAAGAUAUCGCAAAAAAUUCUUCUACUUAUUUGAUACAAUACACCAAUGAAGAAGAUUUGAUGGAAAAUGUACAACAAGAAUAUAUCGCACAAAAUUCUUCUAAAAAUCUGAUACAACACAUCAAGGAAGAAGAUUUGAUGGAAAAUGUACAACAAGAAUAUAUCGCACAAAAUUCUUCUAAAAAUCUGAUACAACACAUCAAGGAAGAAGAUUUGAUGGAAAAUGUACAACAAGAAUAUAUCGCACAAAAUUCUUCUAAAAAUCUGAUACAACACAUCAAGGAAGAAGAUUUGAUGGAAAAUGUACAACAAGAAUAUAUCGCACAAAAUUCUUCUAAAAAUCUGAUACAACACAUCAAGGAAGAAGAUUUGAUGGAAAAUGUACAACAAGAAUAUAUCGCACAAAAUUCUUCUAAAAAUCUGAUACAACACAUCAAGGAAGAAGAUUUGAUGGAAAAUGUACAACAAGAAUGUAAGGAUUUGAUGCGUCACUAUUAUACAUUUUUAGCUUCGAUGCGAAGCGGAGAAGAUGUUGCACAAAAUUCUUCUAAGAAUUUGGUACGAAAUAACAAUGAUAUAGAUGUGUUUGAAGAGAUGCUGUAAGAAUGUUAAUAUUGUAUUGUCUACUACUGAAUAUUUAUUAUUAGUUCAAAUAAAUUUUUAGUGAAACUAACAAACAAAUUCAUUUUAUUUUUUGAUUAUACACUAUUAUAAAUUAAAUUUUAA